CGCCCCCCGCCCACACCCUCCUUCACUCGGAGCCGAGCGGAGAGCGACGACGCGGGGCGCAACAGGCGAGUGCCCCCGCCCGCAUCUUCUUCUUCUUCUUCUUCUUCUUCAUCUUUUUAUGAAUUUGGAGUGGAAAAGAAAAGACGACACAAAGUCGGGCUCCAGUCCGCUCGCAGCCAGCUCCGCGCACCACCCGCCCCACCCCGCGAGCGAGGAUGGAGGCCCUGGUCGCGGUGCUCAAGAGGCACCCGGGAGCGUCGGUGGUGCUCUUCUCGGCGCUCUUCAGGGUGGUCCACGGGCUCGUGCGGAAGCUCCCCCCGCCCGCGGCGGUGCUCCGGGACGACUUCCGAGCGUGGAAGUGGAGGAACCUCUCCGUGUCCAUGGUGCACUCGCUCGUGACCGGGACCUGGGCCGUCUCGAGUGCGUUGGUUUGGCCCGAGACGAUAAGCGACCUCCACUCUCACCACACGUCGCUGUCCUACCUGCUCGUGUGCGUUUCAACAGGAUAUUUUGUGCAAGACGCGGCAGACAUCAUCCUGACGGGACACGGAAAAGAAUCCUGGGAAUUCCUCAUCCACCACACGCUUCGGCGCUUUCCGGUGACGCCCAUGCCCGUCCUCCGCUGUGUUGUCAGGUGAUCUGGAGCUUCCUGUACGCACUCUACACGCAGCUGUACGUGGGCGGCGCGGUGGUGGCGCUGUUCGUGGAGGUGAACAGCGUGACGCUCCACCUGCGGCUGAUGCUCAAGCUGGCGGGCGCCGCCUCCUCGACCGCCUACCGCGUCAACAAGGUGCUCAACAUUUGCACCUUCGUGUCCUUCCGCCUGGCGCCGCAGUUGUACCUCACCUGGUACAUCGGGAGCAACUACUCGUGGCUGGACAACGCCUUCCUCUUCCUGGCCUCCAUGAUGGUCAUGAACGUCAUGAUCCUGGUCUACUUCUACCGCCUCAUCUGCUCCGACUUCUUUUGGCGCGGCGGCCACGCGGACCGCAACGGCACGCGCGACUCCAAGAAGUUCCUCACCGAUUGAGCGACGCCUUUGUUGUAGCUGUUUGGAGCAUUCUGGAGAUGGUGCAAAGUCUGAAUUCGGUGGUUGCGAUGCUUGCUUGAAUACGUCUUGGGAUCCUUUUGAUAUUUGCGUAACACUCGAAACCUCAAAGAUGAGAUUUUAUGCAUUUUUCUUUCACCAUUUACAACCGGUUCACACACAAGCCGUACGCUCGAGAUUGUUCAGGGUUCGAACCCCGGCUCUCCUUGGGUUUUGCCGGCUCUUCCGCCUUUCUCCCAAAACACGGCUAGGCAACGGUUGCCUAUGUCAUACAGAGCUUAUGUGCAACCAAAUUGCGCAUUGGGCAAAAGAGAGAGUCCGAAGCACUUCCUUCCGGUUCAGGUGAGCGGCGGAGCCCAAUGGCGAAGUGCCUGUGGAAAUAUUGAACAUAGACGCUAUCGUUUGUUUUACACAAGAUGUCUUCAAGAGCUACCAAAGACGACCAUAUCCAAUGUUCAUGUUUACGUACGGCAUGUUAUACAUUUGAAAUCAAUCAUAUCGAGUGGCUGGCACGGUGGGCGACUGGUUAGCACAAAUCGCGGCCCCGCCUGCGUGGAGUUCGCAUGUUCUCCCCGUGCCUGCGUGGCUUUUCUCCGGGUACUCCGGUGUCCUACCACAUCCCAAAAACAUGCGUGGUAGGUUAAUUGAAGACUCUAAAUUGCCCGUGGGUGUGAGGUUUUUUUUUGUGGCGUGGGGGGGAGGAACCUGUCCCGAAAAUGCUUAUUGGCGGUAUAUCCCCGCUUAUUGAAUACUUUUUGGGGGUUAUCCCCCCCCCCCCCAAUAUGUGCCUUUGCGAAUUCCCAUGACCUGGGUGUGCCAACGUGAAAACGGCUUUACAGUUAACCGUGAUGAGUAAGGGCGGAGCCAGUUGAUUUGGGAGUGGCGAAGCGCAUGCGAGCCUCCAUCAAAACUCAUAAAAGCAUUGAGUGCGUUUUCGCUCGUGGCGGCAGCACUUCAUCCAUCACCGAGCUUCCGAUAUGACACUUGGCAUUUUGCAGGCCCAAGUGUUUGCGUAAAGGCCAUAAAAAGUCCUUUUUCUGUGAUAUGUCCUCUGUCUUCUUUGUUAGCUGUUAGCUUAGCACACAGACACCAGUUGAGAAUUCCAAAAUGGAAAAGUCCGCGCUUUCCUCUUUUGUGUCUUUCAGGGUACCCGCAGGUCGUAAGUCUGGAAUGUCUGCAAUAAGUGUUCCUGUUUUCCCACAUUUUUACAAUGUUUACCUUUUUGAUGUCUGUCAAAUGUUGAUCUGAACGUCCGCAAGUGCACAUUCGAGCUAAGACGCGUUUCACUUAUCCCAAAAUGAUGCCAUAAAUCAGCCGUCACCCAAAUAUUACAUUGUUAUUUGAUUUCAAGCAAGUUAACAAUGACAAGUGCACGGACUGAAAUGAAGAUAGAAUAGCUGACCUGUACAGCAGUGCCUUUUAAAAACACAACAAAUUAGUUCGAGUUAGUGCAGAAAUUGCUUUGAUGCCAUUUUGUUGUUUAAUCACUAAACACUCGACUGUGACAAUAAUGUGUGUUCCUAUGAAGUGACGACAAAUGUGUUUUGAUUCGGAGUGAAACUACUAAUUAAACUUGCUUAAUAAAAAAAAU
Molecule: messenger RNA, 2639 nt
Organism: Phycodurus eques (leafy seadragon)
Lineage: Eukaryota; Metazoa; Chordata; Actinopteri; Syngnathiformes; Syngnathidae
Gene: tlcd1
Product: TLC domain containing 1
Exons: 4
Coding region: 119-1030 (303 amino acids)
Biological process (GO): regulation of membrane lipid distribution; phospholipid homeostasis; plasma membrane organization
Cellular component (GO): plasma membrane
Source: RefSeq, a predicted model, not a curated record